AUUCUCUGACCAAAGUUGACAGAACCUUACAGCCAAUUGCCACCACCAGAGAGCCUACUUCUUUCAGCUUUUCAGAGUUUUACAUCCACUGUGAACAUGUCUGACACCGAAGCCGAUGCCUUAGAGGAUGAAGCCGAAGAAGUAGUAGAAGUAGAGGUAGCCCCUGAGGCAGCCCCUGAGCCAGAGGUAGAACCAGAACCAGAACCAGAACCAGAACCAGAGGUAGAACCUGAACCAGAGCCAGAGCCAGAGCCAGAGCCAGAACCAGAGCCAGUGGCGGAGGAAGAGGCCUAUGAAGAGGAAGUCGAGGAAGGAGAUCAAGAUGAAGAAAAGCCAAAGCCAAAACCUACUGCUCCUAAGAUCCCUGAUGGAGAGAAGGUGGACUUUGAUGACAUCCAUAAGAAGAGACAGAACAAAGACCUGGUUGAGCUGCAGGGACUGAUCGACGCUCACUUUGUGGGCAGGAAGAAGGAGGAGGAGGAGCUCCUUGCUCUCAUGGCCAGAAUUGAAAAACGUAGGACUGAGAGGGCUGAGCAACAGAGAAUCCGUGCUGAAAAGGACAAGGAGCGCCAAGCGAGACGUGAGGCUGAGAGGCUGAAGAGGGAGGAAGCAGAUGCCCAUAAGAGAGCAGAGGAAGAUGCUAAGAAGAAGUCUGCUCUGUCCAACAUGGGCUCCAGCUACAGCAGCCAUCUGCAGAAGGCUGACUCGAAGAGAGGUGGUGGUAAGAAGCAGACUGAGAGAGAAAAGAAGAAGAAGAUUCUUGCAGACAGACGUAAAGCAAUCAACAUCGAUCAUCUGAGCGAAGACAAGCUGAAGGAAAAGGCCAAAGAGCUGUGGGACUGGAUGUAUCUUCUUGAGGCUGAGAAAUUUGAUCACCUUGAGAAACUGAAAAGGCAGAAGUAUGAGGUUAUAUCCCUCAGAAAUCGUAUUGAUGAGCUGCAGAAGCACAGCAAGAAGGGAGCCGCCACCCGCCGCAGAAAGUAGACUACACAUUCAAGAGGCCACAGAAACAGCCCUGGAGCGACAAAACCUUCAAUGCCGUCUGUCCAUUACAGCUCCUCAGACAACAUAUAGACCUACAUCAAAUGCACAAAAACGACAACAUCUUGACGUGUCACUGCCUGUUUCGCGUUAUGUGGAAUUAUGUUGUCAUGAAGUCAGUCAGUUUCUUUAUGGUGUUCAUAAAGACCUGACUAGGCCUAUAGGUUUUUAUGACUUUUUUUGUAAAUAAAGGGUGACGCCUCAGUUUGUCUUACGAUCUUUUA
This is a messenger RNA of Hypomesus transpacificus, 1265 nucleotides long. RefSeq names its product troponin T, fast skeletal muscle-like. Gene Ontology annotation, biological process: regulation of muscle contraction; sarcomere organization; muscle contraction. Gene Ontology annotation, cellular component: troponin complex. The record is from RefSeq and is a predicted model, not a curated record. The transcript is spliced from 16 exons. Gene Ontology annotation, molecular function: troponin C binding; tropomyosin binding; troponin I binding. NCBI's taxonomy places the organism in Eukaryota, Metazoa, Chordata, Actinopteri, Osmeriformes, Osmeridae. The coding region runs from base 97 to 984 and encodes 295 amino acids.